Molecule: messenger RNA, 1577 nt
Organism: Drosophila yakuba
Lineage: Eukaryota; Metazoa; Arthropoda; Insecta; Diptera; Drosophilidae
Product: cuticle protein 21.3
Exons: 5
Coding region: 1-1038 (345 amino acids)
Source: RefSeq, a predicted model, not a curated record
AUGGAAAGCGGCAUGUGUGAUAAUGGUCGAGUGUGUGCGGCCAAGUAUUUAGGCAAAUGUCGCCAGCUCAAACCACCAAAAACUAAGCCCCACAUCGCCAAAUGGACAACGGACAACGGACAGUGGACAACGGACAGUGGACAACGGACAGUGGACAACGGACAACAGACAAUGGACAUGGAUACAAUGACAGCGAUGGGCGACGGCGGUUUCAAGAGCAGUUCGGCGAAAACAGCAGUUAAGGGAAUGCCAACUGCAGCGGCUGUUAUCCUCUCCGUGGUCCUGGUGGCGUUGAUCGCCUGCGUCCAGGCGAAGCCCGGCGGUCCGGCGGCCUACUCGAUCAGCGCCCCCAGCGUUGACCACGCCUCCGUGGGCAGCACCCAGGAGCACACGGUGAAGGGCCACUACGGCCAGUCCUCCCAGUCGGACUACGCCAGCCAGGUCCAGACCGCCCACUCGCAGUCCCAUGUCCAGCGCUCCAGCAUCAGCAAUGACGCAGGCCUGGCGCCCGUCGCCGCCCACGGCUACGCAGCUGCUCCGGCCCACGCCAUCGCUGCGCCCGCCUACUCCUUGGGCUACGCCGGCCACACGGCUCCCGCCCAGAUUCAGGGCGUGGCCUACGGCGGACACUAUGCGGCCAGCGCUCCGGCAACCGUGCAGAUCUCCGGACUGGGGCACUCGCUGGGACUGGGACACUCGCUGGGAUUGGGACACACGACGCUGGGACUGGGCGGAUACGGGGGCUACGGAUACGGAGGCUAUGGCUCCUAUAGUGCCGCUCCGGCCAUCUCGCACGGAUAUCUGGCCCAUGCCCCAGUCGCCGCCGCUCCCGUUGUGAAGUACGCCGCUGCACCAUCGUACGCUCCUGGAAUCAUUGGACACGGCAUUGGACUGGCCGCCCCCGCAUACGCUGCCCCCGCCUACGCCGCUCCCGCAUACGCCACGCAUCUGGCCGGUCCCGUGGUGAAGGCCGCCGUCGCCGCACCCGCCCUCGUGCACACAUCGGUCUCCGGCCAUGGUAUUCACUAUGGCUACUAGAGGAUCCACCGCCCACCGCCUACCGCUCACCACCUCCGCACCGCCCCCCCCCCGCACACACACAAAUUCACACUCCCAGCCCAGUCUGGCUAACUACACUAAAAGGCACAAUAAUACCCAGAGCGUGUCGGUAGCUGUUGUUCGCCUUAAUUAAAACUCAAUUUGUUAACUGCACCAAGAGCCUGUGACCCGUGAGCCAUUCGACGGGAGCCAACCAGGAGCCAGGAGUCAGCCAGGAGGAGUCAACCUGGAGCCAACCACACCUGAACUCACCUGUGCCACCUGGUUGAUGAACGCAGGGGGGAGGAGUGCAGCGGGCGGAUGCAGCGGAGCCGCACGCUUCGUUUCUAUUAACGUGUUGUUGGCCUGGUCCCAGAGCUUAAACCCAACCCCAACACCCCCCACCACCCCUCCAAGUCCCCCAUACCGCAUUGUGAAUGCUGAAUGUGUUUUUUUUUUAUCGCGGUUGAAUUUACGUUGUAUUUAAACUUAAUUUGUAAACUGAAACGAAAUGCAUGUGGAAAUGUUGGAAAAAAUAA